AUGCCCCGAAGCGUCAGACAUGCGUUCGCGAGCAAUCCAGAUGCCUGCAUUGAAUCACUGACAAAGUUGGCCAAUUUCUACAAGCACAGCAGAAUCUACAAAGACCAGUACUACGAGAAAACAGCAUCUCGCCUACUCUGCGACGAGUACUUUUACAUCGUCGAUAUCGACAACACCUUCAAAGGGCCAUUCUUACUAUCUGAUUUUCUUCACGACAAAAGCGGAUUGUACAGCGACGGUACAAUCGAAGAACGCCUGCUCGACUUCAACAAAUUCUUACAGUGCCUCUACAACUGCAAGUUCGAUCCUUGCCGCCACGAAGUGAGUCUAUGGUACACCGAAACCAGCAGCGACGGCAUCUUUGAGGGCUUGGAGACAAAUCCAGUCAUAGACUAUGUGACCUGGAUUUCAGCCAUGAUCGAGGAACAGAAUGCACUACAAGAUGUCCCCGUACCCUUUGAGUUCCAUAUUACCGACUCCGGUGGUUGUCCAUGUGAUUAUGACCAUGAUUGUGACUGUGACUGGGCGUCUGACGCUGACUCCAUGGGCUCGAGUGAUGAUGCUCUGAUCUGA
Messenger RNA from Penicillium maclennaniae, 573 nucleotides. RefSeq lists its product as uncharacterized. Lineage: Eukaryota; Fungi; Ascomycota; Eurotiomycetes; Eurotiales; Aspergillaceae. Bases 1 to 573 code for a protein of 190 amino acids. The record is from RefSeq and is a predicted model, not a curated record. The transcript has 2 exons.